Messenger RNA from Tyto alba (common barn owl), 538 nucleotides. Its product is annotated as complement C4-like. Gene Ontology annotation, biological process: complement activation. Gene Ontology annotation, cellular component: extracellular region. The record is from RefSeq and is a predicted model, not a curated record. NCBI's taxonomy places the organism in Eukaryota, Metazoa, Chordata, Aves, Strigiformes, Tytonidae. The coding region runs from base 20 to 538 and encodes 172 amino acids. The transcript is spliced from 7 exons.
GGGGGUGGAGCUGUCGGGAAUGGCCAUGGCCGAGAUGUCCCUGCUCAGCGGCUUCAGGCCCCAUCGGCUCGACCUCGACAUGCUGCGGGACGUGGUCGAUCGCUGGAUCAGCCACUACGAGCUCAGCAGGACGCGGCUGGUCAUCUACCUUGACGAGGUCCCCACGCGGCGCCAGUGCAUCAGCUUCGGGGCCACCCAGGAGGUGGUCCUGGGGCAGAUCCAGCCGGCCAUGGCGGCUAUCUACGACUACUAUGAGCUGGCUCAGCACUGCACUGUGUCCUACAGCGACCCCCACAGGAGCAGUGUGCCACCCACCCUCUGCUCCUCCCAGCUCUACCUCUGCGCCCAAGGCGUGUGCCCCCGCCUCUGGCGGGCAUUGCCGGCCCUGAUGCUGGGCGAUCACCUGGACUUUGCCUGCUACAGCCCCCACAUCAACUAUGCACUGGUGGUUCAAGCACUGGCCCAGAGUGAGGUUGGGCCCUUCCUGGCCUUUGAGAUCGAAAUCCUGGAGGUUCUACUGGGAGCUGUCCCCAAAUAA